This is a messenger RNA of Dictyostelium purpureum, 312 nucleotides long. RefSeq lists its product as uncharacterized. Lineage: Eukaryota; Evosea; Eumycetozoa; Dictyosteliales; Dictyosteliaceae. The record is from RefSeq and is a predicted model, not a curated record. The annotation marks the transcript as partial. The transcript has a single exon.
AUGUCUAUAAAUUUAGAAUUAAAUAAUAUUUGGAAAGAUUUUUUAUUUAGUUGGGAAAAGAGUAGUAGUGAAAUGAAUGGUGAAGUUUUUCCAUCGGAAGUUUUUUUAAAUAUUUUUGGAAAUCAAAAGAAAAUAGAGCUUGCAAAACAACUGUUGCCUCCAUAUAACCUUACCACAUUAUAUCACGGUGUACCAAAUACAUGUUCAGAUUUGUCUUGUAAUAGUUGUGGUGGCUGCAAUAUAAUGAAAAAUGGUUUCAAUUUAUCUUUGGAAUCUAGUUCAAAGGAAUCUUAUUUAAGAUUUCGUAAGGGU